AUGAACAGCUUUCUAGCGAAUCUCACUGAACGUCCGAGCGGCGGACAAUGCAACAUCCAGCCGCAUGACAUUCGCUCGGAUGGACUGACUGCUGUCAUCCUGGUCGGACUGAUUCUCAGCUAUCUGCCUCAGAUUCUGCGUAUCGUCAACCAAGGGACUUCAGAAGGGUUCUCUUCGGCCUUCCUGUUGCUGGGCGCUACCUCAUCGGCUUCGGGCAUGCUCAAUGUCCUGGUCGUACAAUGGUCACUCUUCCAGUGCUGUCGCCAUACAGGAGCAGGUAGCUGCUUCCUGAACCUCAUGGGCUUCAUCCAGGUCUUCCUACAGUGGUUUCUCUUCAGCAUUAUUGUGAUACUCUAUCUCGUCUACUUUCCUCGGCACCUCAAGUAUCAUCGCACACUCGCUCUCCCGGACGAGACGGACGCGCAGUAUCAAGCCAUCCCCACAGCGUCUCUGGCGACCGAAAGCAACAUCCUCCAGGAACCGAUCAACGGGACUACCCGGCCGGUCCGAGCGCAGGUGGAGACCACACCAGCAUGGCGUCAGGCCGUACUUAUGGGCAUAUUCGUCGCUUUACACAUCGGUCUCCUUCUCGGCCUGUCCCUCUACCUCUUAUACACUCUAUCAAGCACACAACCGCCUCACCCCAUCCUUCGCUCCCUCGCCACCUUCCUCGGGCUUUCCGGCACGCUACUCGCGGUCUGUCAAUAUGCGCCCCAGAUCUACCAGACCUACACCACCCGGCUCGUCGGCGCGCUCUCGAUAGGAACGAUGGUUAUCCAGGUCCCGGGCGCGGUGUUCUUCAUUCUGAGCCUGGCGUUCCGCCCGGGGGUGGACUGGACGAGCUGGCUAGCGUACGCGGUCACUGCUCUGAUGCAGAGCGCUCUGCUGGUCCUCUGCGUUGCGUGGAAGAGGCGUCAGAAGCAAGAAGGGAUCGACGAUUUCGGCCACCCCCUCGAGUCAGAUACAUCCCGCGCCGUGCCUACAGAGCGGGAUCGUCUCGUUCAGUGA
This is a messenger RNA of Dioszegia hungarica, 1008 nucleotides long. RefSeq lists its product as uncharacterized. Lineage: Eukaryota; Fungi; Basidiomycota; Tremellomycetes; Tremellales; Bulleribasidiaceae. The coding region runs from base 1 to 1008 and encodes 335 amino acids. The record is from RefSeq and is a predicted model, not a curated record. The transcript is spliced from 8 exons.